Molecule: messenger RNA, 4508 nt
Organism: Alligator sinensis (Chinese alligator)
Lineage: Eukaryota; Metazoa; Chordata; Crocodylia; Alligatoridae
Gene: CFB
Product: complement factor B
Exons: 33
Coding region: 7-4431 (1474 amino acids)
Biological process (GO): proteolysis; complement activation
Cellular component (GO): extracellular region
Molecular function (GO): serine-type endopeptidase activity
Source: RefSeq, a predicted model, not a curated record
CCUGCCAUGGUCCCCCCACUCUGUGCCCUCCUGCUUCUCAUCCUCACCUCAGGCUCUGGGGCCCAGCCCCUACUGCCAGCUGAGUCCCCCCAGUGCAGUGGGGAUGUGGGCAUCCAGGGGGGCAACGUGAGCCUGUCGGAUGGGUUGCGCCCAGGCAGCCUCCUCACCUACCUGUGCCCCUUUGGCACCUACCCCUACCCCCAGCCCAGCCGCCUCUGCCAACCCAGUGGGCAUUGGACCCCUCUGCGUACCUCCUCCAGCACCCACAACCCCACCCCCACCUGCCGCAAGAUGCGGUGCCCACCACAGCUGCAGUUCGAGCAUGGGACUGUGGGGCCACGCCGCACCUUCUAUCUCGUGGGCUCUGAGCUCACCUUCGAGUGCCGUGAUGGCUACACCCUGCGCGGGAGUGCCCUGCGUCGCUGCCUGCCCACAGGCCGCUGGGACGGGGAGAUGCCAGCCUGCGAUGAUGGAGUCCCUUUCUCCUACGACUUGCCUGAGGAUGUCAGGGCCUCAUUCAGGGCAUCCCUGCUUAGUGUCCUGGGUCUUGUGGCCUCCUCAACCUCCACCGACCAAAACCAGCCUGUCCUCAAGACCUACUCCCUGGAGCGGCGGCUGAUCCUCAGCCAGGACGGUGUCCUCCACCUCUACCUGCUCGUGGAUGCCUCCAAGAGCGUCAGUGAGGCCAACUUCCAGGUCUUCAAGGACUGUGUCAAGAUCAUGGUGGACCGGAUUGCCAGCUUUGAUGUGCCUGUGAAAUUUGCCAUCAUCUCGUAUGCAUCCAAGCCCAUCGUGAUCGUUCCCAUAAAUGGAGAAGAAGCUGGCGAUGCUGACGAAGUCCUUGAACGUGUGGAGAACCACAUGAGCAAGAAAGCUCAUGGCAACAGGACAGGGACCAACAUCCAUGAUGCACUUCAGGAAAUCUAUCACUGGAUCAUCUUCCAGAAGGAGGCGUUGUCCAAAACCAACAAACCGGAUGAGUGGAAGAAAGUAAGGCAUGCUGUCAUCCUGCUGACGGAUGGCAAAUUCAACAUGGGCGGGUCCCCAAAACAUGCUGUGACCAAAAUCGAAGAUGUCUUGGAGGUGAAGCCAGACAGGAAUGAUUACCUGGACAUCUAUGCCUUUGGAGUGGGGCAGAUGGAUGUGGAGUGGGAAGACCUCAACGCCAUUGCCUCCAAGAAGAUUGGGGAGCAACAUGCCUUCAAGCUCAAUGGCCCCGUGGAGCUCCGCACUACCCUGGACACCAUCUUGGAUGUGAAGAGCAUCGGGGAGGCGUGUGGACUCGGGAACCACUCAGAGGGUGCCACGGCCCAGCAGAUGAACCCCUGGCAUGUAGUCAUUAGGCCGGAGCGGGGGGAGUCAUGCCGGGGGUCACUGGUGGCCGACCGCUGGGUGCUGACAGCUGCACACUGCUUCAACAACGUGCAGGACACCGAGCUCUGGAGGGUCAACAUAGGCUCCACGGAUAUCCAAAUUGCGCAGCGCUUCGACCACCCGCAGUACAACGUCCGGGCCAAGGUGGACCAAGGCAUCCCUGAGUUCUAUGACUAUGACCUCUCCCUGCUGCAGCUGGAGAGACCCGUGCACUUUUCCGCCACCAUCAGGCCAAUCUGUCUGCCCUGCACCAAGGAGGCGAACCGAGCCCUGAGGAAACCAGCGAGGGCGACCUGCAAGGACCACGAGGUGGAACUGCUGAGGCAGGCACGAGUCCCGGCCCAGUUCAUCUCUCUGGACAAUGAGCGCCUGAGCGUGCACAUCAAGACCAAUGAGAUGUGGGCACACUGCGCAGAGGGAGCAGUGCAGCCGGGGACGCUAUAUGCAGGCAAGGCAAACGUGUCGGAUGUGGUCACGCAGCGCUUUCUCUGCUCCGGCCCUGAGAGCACCGGCGAGCCUGAGGCCUCCACCUGCAAGGGUGAGUCCGGCGGGUCCUUGUUCGUGGAGAAGAAGAUGAGGUAUUUCCAGGUGGGCGUGGUCAGCUGGGGCACCUACAACCCGUGUGCCCAGAGUCGCCCUGACAACCAGGGGCGGAUGCAGAGGAAGCCACCGCCCCGCAGGCACCAUCCCCGCGACUUCUACCUCAGCCUCUUCCAGACCCAGGAUUGGCUGCGGGAGCACCUCAGCCCCGCCCUCCACUUCCUGCCCCCGGUGCCUCGAGGCAGGGCGGCAGUUGCAGCGGAGGGCAGCUGUGACCCGGAGGCGGCCCCGAUCCUGGGGGGCCAGGCGGAGGUGGCAGAUAGGGGCCGGUGGCUGCGCUACAUAUGCCCAGAGGGGAAGUACCCGCACCCCGUAGCCCUGCGCACCUGCCGCAGCAACGGCAUGUGGAGCCCUCUACGGGACACCCAGAACCGGGUUGUGGCCAAGGCUGAGUGCCGAGAGGAACAGUCAUGGCGGGUGGGGUGUGGACAGAUGGAGAGCUGGGUGGGAGGCCAGGGGGGAAACGGGAUGUACCUCCAACCCUUGACCUCUGACCUGUGCCCUGACCCCCCAGAGGGCCACUGUCCGGCGCUUGGGGUUCCAGUGGGGGCCACCGUAUCGGGCGGGGGCUUGCGGGCCGAGGACGAGGUGCAGUACCGGUGCCGGUCUGGCCUGACCCUACUUGGCUCCGCACAUCGCACCUGCCUAGAGGACCGCACCUGGAGUGGGACACCCCCCCUCUGCCGCACCUUGACCCCAGGUGACAGCCAGAAGCGGCGCAUCCGCAUUGAGCCAGGUGGCACCAUGAACAUUUACCUGCUGCUCGAUGCCUCUGACAGCAUCGGCACCGACAACUUCACCCGCUCCCGCGAUGCUCUCAGCCAGCUUGUCGAGAAGGUCUCCAGCUACGGGGUGUUCCCACACUACAGCCUCAUCACUUUUGCCAGCGAGCCCCACGUGGUUAUCAGCACCCAGGACGCCCGCAGUGCCGAUGCUAACUGGGUGCGUGAGCAGCUCGAGGGCCUCAAAUACACGGACCAUGCGUACAAGGCAGGCACCAACACUCGGGCAGCACUGGAGGCCGUCUACCACAUGCUAGUGCAGCAGGAGGAGGAGCAGCUGCGCCAUGGCCCCGCCCCAGCCCCUGUUGUCAACUCCACCCGCCACGUCCUGAUCAUCAUGACCGAUGGUGAGUGGGGCCAGACCCCUGGGACCCACCGAUCACCCCCUGGACUCUCUAGAGCCUCCUUGGACCCAACAGGCACCCCAUCUCCCUUGGCACCCCCUGGACCCCCCCAACCCCACAUUGGCCGUGACAUCCACAAUCCCCGGGAGGAUUUCCUGGACAUAUAUGUGUUCGGUGUGGGGGUCAUGGUGCACCUGGAGAACAUCAACGAGUUGGCAUCAAAGAAGCCUGAUGAGCGCCACGUCUUCUACCUGCGCGACCUCACCGACCUCCAGCAGGCCUUCCACGACAUGAUUGAUGAGAGCGAGACGCUGAGCAUGUGCGGGCUGGGCUGGGAAUUCGAGAAGGCCAGGGACCAGCAGAAGAACCCCUGGCACGUGGGGAUCACCAUCACUCGCCCAGGCAAGGGCCGGGAGACGUGCAAGGGGGCGCUGGUGUCACCGUACUUUGUGCUCACGGCCGCGCACUGCUUCACCAUAGAUGAUAAGGCCAGUUGGAUCACCGUGGACCUGGGGGACCGCUCACAGCCAAUGACGGUGGAAAGGCUGCACUCGCACCCCAUGUACAAAAUUGGGGCAAAGGCGAGUGCUGGGAUCCCCGAGUUCUACGAUUACGACGUGGCCCUUGUGAAGCUGAACAAGGCGGCACGGGUGGGGAUCGACAACGGCGUGCGCCCCAUCUGCCUGCCCUGCACUGAGGGCACCACACGGGCCCUGCGCCAGCGGCACCCUGACACCACUUGCAAGGACCACGAGCAGAUGCUCCUGAACCCGGGUGAUGUUGGUGCCUUUUUUGUGAACCAGCACCCGCAUGAAGGGCGCCAGGUGCUGGAGCGCAAGAACGUGCUCGUCAAGUAUGGUGACAAGCGGCCAGCAUGCGAGGCAGAUGCCCUUAAGGCCACCAUCUACCGCAAUGUGACCCGGACCGAUGCCGUUGUGACCCCGCGCUUCUUAUGCAGUGGUGGCAUUGACCCCUACGUCGACCCCAACACCUGCAAGGGUGAGGCCCUCUGGGAGGAGGGGGGAAAUUUUAGGGGGGUCCUACUAAAAUGGAGGCCAAUCCCAGCUUCCCUUAAAACCAUCCAGAGGUUGAUAGAUGGGCGGGGGAGGGAGAAGGGGCCCAUUUUGGUGGGUCCUACCAAGACAGUGGCUGACACCAGCACCCCGCAGGUGGGCGUGAUCAGCUGGGGCGUGGUGGACGUGUGCCGAGGGCAGAAGAUGCAGGGCAAGAAUCGGUCCCCAGCCUAUGCCCGUGACUUCCACAUCAACCUCUUCACUGUGCUGCCCUGGCUGCGGGAAAUAUUGGCCGACGAGGACCUCGGCUUCCUCUGAACCCCUCAAAGUCUCCCCAGCUCCCCGCCUCCAGCCCCCCAAGGGGGAGAACAUGGAAUAAACUUGGCUUCCAAAUG